GUGUGAGCGGCCGCUCGCGCGCGGCGGUUGGCUGAGCCGCGCGGCGGCAGCGUCGUCGCCGUCGUUCCCCCCGUUUCUCCCCACCCCCCCCCCCCCCCGCCCGCAACGGGCCGGGCGGCGCGAGCCAGCCCCGCACGCUCCCCGCUCCCCUCCCAACCCCCGCCGGGCCGCCGCCGUUGGAUGCGGGACGGCAGCGCGAGCGCCGCGCGGAGCCGGUGCGUAAGAUGGAGGGCCUGACGCUGAGCGAGGCGGAGCAGCGCUACUACUGCGACCUCUUCUCCUACUGCGACACCGAGAGCACCAAGAAGGUGGCGUCCAACGGGCGCGUCCUGGAGCUGUUCCGCGCCGCCCAGCUGCCCAACGACGUGGUCAUGCAGAUUAUGGAGCUCUGUGGUGCAACAAGACUUGGCUAUUUUGGAAGAAGUCAAUUUUACAUUGCUCUGAAACUUGUUGCUGUGGCCCAAUCUGGUCUCCCUCUACGAGUGGAAAGCUUAAAUACAGUAAAGGACCUCCCUCUUCCCAGAUUUGUUGUGUCAAAGAAUGAACAAGAAUCAAGACACACAGCCUUGUAUUCUUCAGAUGCUGAUAACCCAGCUUCAUAUUCAGGUGUGAUUCCUCCUCCACCUGGCAGGAUACAAGUCAAAAAAGGCUCUGUGAGCCAUGAUGCAGUUCAGCAACGUACAUCAACUGAUCAACAGGAGUCCACAUCUCCAGUUGUUUCACCACAGCAAUCCCCACCAACCUCUCCACAUACAUGGAGGAAGCACAACCGCCAUCCCAGCGGAGGGAAUAAUGAACGACCUCUUGCUGGACCUGGGCCUUUUUGGGCUCCAUUUAGUGAAGCACAACCAGGCUCAUCUACUUCUAGUGAUCCCAUAUGGUCUGGCCAUUCACCACCACCCCAUCAAGAAAAUUGGGUCAGUUUUGCAGAUACCCCACCAACCAGUGCUCUUUUAGCCAUGCAUCCUGCUUCUGUCCAGGACCAGACAACAGUACGAACUGUAGCAUCAGCUACAACAACAAAUGAAAUUCGUAGGCAAUCAAGUAGUUAUGAUGACCCUUGGAAAAUAACUGAUGAACAAAGGCAGUAUUAUGUUAAUCAGUUUAAAACCAUUCAACCUGAUCUAAAUGGAUUUAUACCAGGAUCUGCAGCUAAAGAAUUUUUCACUAAGUCAAAACUACCUAUUCUUGAACUUUCUCAUAUUUGGGAACUGUCAGAUUUUGAUAAAGAUGGCGCACUGACGUUGGACGAGUUCUGUGCUGCGUUUCAUCUGGUAGUUGCUAGGAAGAAUGGGUAUGAUUUGCCAGAAAAGUUACCAGAAAGUUUAAUGCCCAAACUGAUUGAUUUGGAAGACUCGACGGUGAUUCCUGUCAUUUCAGAAGUUGGAGAACAGACUGGUGAGGUAGGUUACUCCAGCUCUCCAGCAGAAGCACCUCCAAGCAAGUCUCCAUCAAUGCCAUCCCUAAACCAGACCUGGCCAGAAUUGAAUCAGAGCAGUGAGCAGUGGGAGACAUUUAGCGAACGCUCUUCAAGCUCACAAACUCUGACCCAAUUUGAUUCUAACAUUGCACCAGCUGAUCCUGACACUGCAAUUGUGCACCCAGUUCCCAUAAGAAUGACUCCAAGCAAAAUCCACAUGCAGGAAAUGGAGCUUAAAAGAACUGGAAGUGAUCAUGCUAACCCUACUAGCCCACUACUUGUGAAACCACCUGAUCUCCCAGAAGAAAACAAAAUGAGUUCGUCUGUAAAGUUUACACCUGGAAAUACAGUUACAGAUGGUUACAGCAGUUCAGACUCCUAUACUUCAGAUCCAGAGCAAAUUGGAAGCACUGUAACGCGGCAAAGAUCACAUUCGGGAACAUCUCCAGAUAACACUGCGCCACCGCCACCCCCUCCAAGGCCUCAUCCUUCUCAUUCUCGCUCAUCGUCUUUAGAUAUGAACAGAUCCUUUUCAGUUACCCCAGGACAGCAACAGGCUGGAGUUGUUGCCUAUCCCCCUGCAGUGCCUCCAAGACCACAGCCUUCACAGGGUGCAGGUCCUCAUGUGCAUCGCCCAGCAGAUGCUGAAGGCCUAAUAGCUCAUACCAGUACCUCACCUCAACAAAUACCAGAACAGCCAAAUUUUGCAGACUUCAGCCAGUUUGAGGCAUUUGCUGUUUCAGCUGUAAACAAAGAGGAAGAUGAUGAAAUUGAAACACACUCAGAAGUCCUGCAGGUUGAAAAGCCGUCUGAUUCUGCAAGUUCUCUUAGAGUUGCCAAAGCAGAUGGAAGAGUUGAAGACAAAGCACCUGCUAAUGUCCCCACUAGUGCGGGUAAAGGCACUACCCCACUUGCUCCACCACCAAAGCCUAUUCGCAGAAGAUUAAAAUCAGAAGAUGAGCUAAGACCUGAAGCUGAGGAACAUACACAGAAAACAGGUGUCAUAGCUGCUGUUCUUGCUUCACAGCCAUCUAUUCCUAGAUCAGUGGGGAAAGACAAGAAGGCAAUUCAGGCAUCAAUCAGACGUAACAAGGAAACCAACACUGUUUUGGCCAGAUUGAAUAGUGAACUACAGCAGCAACUAAAGGAUGUUCUUGAAGAGAGAAUCUCCCUGGAAGUCCAACUGGAACAACUUCGACCUUUCUCUCACCUCUAAGCCUACUGCCGUUAACUGUGAAUUUACUAAUUUUGAAAAGGGUAUUGGUUUCAAAGCCUAUUUAAAGAUCCAUGCAUCUAGCUCAGUGCACUGUAUUCUACAUUAAAUGUUGUGGUUCUGUUUUGUCAAUUUGUCCACUUUUGUAUUUAAGUAUUUUAAUUUCAGUACAGAGAAAAAAAAAAAAACUUUCUCCUUGAAUGUGACACUGCCUCUCACAUCAUUUUCUGUGGGCAUCUGUGAUCUUUGUUGGACUUGAGUUUGUAGAGUUCGUCGCCAAAAUUUCCAACUGGAAUUUUUCAGUGGUUUCUUUUUUCCCAUUGAAACAUCUUUGCAGAAGAGGAUUGCUAAUCAGUUGACUUUAAAGUUUAAGCACAUAAACUCUUCUUUUGCUGUGGCAUUUAUUUUUAUUGUGCCAGAAAAGAGAAAAAGUAGUACUCUGUCAUCAGCCAAUGUUACUUCCCAAGCUGCCUUUCACAAUUGGAAAGUUGUUCACAGUUCUAGAAAGCCUGCCUCUUUGCAAUAAACCAACUUAUUUCAGGUUGACAGAGUUCUUGCAGGCUGUUUGCCGUGUCAACUGGAUUUGAUUUUGUUGCAUACAUUAUAGAGUAUGUAACCACAGAUUGCCAGGUGUUCACGUUUUAUCCAUUCAUGAUCCUGAUUCAGCCGCAUGCAUAUAAAGAUUUAUGAUACAAUUGGUAGUCUACCAAACAGAUCUUUUUCAGUCCUCCCUUUUGUGAAAAGCUGGGUGUGAAUCCCCAACAUACCAGUUACACAUUACCUAAGCACCACCUGUAAUUGCAUGUUUCACACAUUACCUUUUAAUAACAGAUCACAUCCACCAGUCUUCACUAUAACAAAUUGUAUUGUCAAGUAAUGUGUCAAUACCUCUAUGAACUUCUAAUUCCCAGCAAAAAAAAAAAAAAAAAAAACAACAAAAACCAAAACCAAAAAAAUGAACGGUUUUCUUCUUAGGAAUUCUGGGGUACCUUCUGUCACCUUGUUUCCAGGCCUUAUUUCUCUGGCAUAUAGACAGGCUUCACUAUUAACAGAGUUCCCUGAGUGUAUCCUGCUAUUCAGGUUGAUGUACUGUAUUAGGAUUUGUUGUAUAUUGUAUGAUACACACCUUUUGAUCUCAUAUGUAAAUUUGCAUUAAUUGCUGACUAACAGCAGAUAUUCUAUUUAAUGGCUUCUUCUGGCUGUGGGAUCAUAGAUGUUUAACUGCAUGGAUGUAUCUCUGCAGAAUCAGAACUAGCAAUUGUGUGAUUUUUACACCAAUAAAACAGCACAAUAUUUUAAUUUUGUUGAUUCAUCUUUACCUGGGAAUUGAAACACAUUCAAAUAGAGGGGAGGGUUUUAUUGCAGGUGUGCAGGGAAUUUUUUGUAAUUUUGUGGCAUGUACGAGAAAGUUGAUCAUAAUCCCUUGACCAUUUUCUUCUCAUUUUUUAGCUGUUGGUCAGAAGUGAUCAAAUUCUCUUGGUAAUCUGUGGCAAUACUCCUUUUGUAUCCCCCUAUAAGAAAAUUUAAUAUAGUUGUAACUUCUAAAAAGUAAAUAGUAGUAGUGACUUGGGUCAAAGAAAUGUAUUGUUCUUUAGUCUUCAUUUCUGAUUUGAUUUCAUUUAGAGUACCUUUGAAAACGAAAACUAAAUGGAUCACCUUGUUAGCAGUCCUUAUCCUCACUGUCUCACUUCUAUGCUUAAAUUAAAUUCUCUUAACAUGUGCUUCCCUUACAAAAGGAUAGCUCAAGUCAGAUUUUUCCACUGGAUAUGCUGUUUGUAAGGUGAAAAAGUAGUUCUUUUUUUGUUAACCAUAAUUAUCCAAUCUGUAUAUGAUAAUUUUUAUUAUAACUAUUCCAACAUUUUUUUAAAUGUCAUGGAAGUGUUGCGAUGGCUUGUGUAUAUAAUCCAAAGCAAAAUUCCCUGGUGUGAAAGACAUUAAUUUCAUAGUUGCGUGAAAAGAAGAUACUUUCUAUUUGCAUGUUAAUGGAUUAAGAAACAAUAGCUAAAUGGGCACAAUUGUUACAUACAAAUUGCAUUUCAACUAUGUCUUGCCAAUUAGUAGGUAAAGUGCAAGACACUGACCUUAAAAAAAAAAAAAGAUAUAACCAGGGAAAUGAAAAAAAAACCACCCACCCAAAACAACAACAACAACAAAAAAACCCAAACCAAACUCAAAACAAAACUAAAACUUAAGUUGGUAACUAGUCACUACUAUUAUAACUGCCAAGUAGCAAGAACAGUGUUUAAAAAAGUGUCAGUCACUAUAGUCAAAGAAUGUUGCUUUCAAACCAACUGUAUAUUGUCCAUAGUUUAUUUUAAAGUUAAAUACACAUUUUAAAAUAGAACUAUUUUCAUAAUAAUAUUUAAGUAUUACGCCUGUUUAUAGCACCAGGGCUCUUAAGUCAGAAUUUAACAUUUUAAGCUUAAAUGUAAAAAGCCUUUUACAUUCAAAUGUGACAUGUACAUAUAAAUUUCUGUAACAUCCAUAUCUUUCUAGUAGAAUGACAAGUUAGCAUGUCAAAUGAAGAACUUGGGCAAUCUGAACAUUUUUGUGUCUUGCAAACAAGUCUGUUUUUAAGAAUUUUUGUGGAUUACUUUUAAUGCAUCACUCAGUAUGUUUUAAACCAGUUUUUCAUGAUCAGAAGAGCUUGUAGCUGAAGAACUGCUUCUGUCUUAAGAACAUCACUGCCAAUGAUGUUCAGAAGUUACCUCACUUAGUAACGUAACCCAACUUUAAUUCCUUAUAAAAUUACUUCCCUAUCUUCUCCAUUUGUUUGAUCUUGAUCCAACUACUUGAUGCAUUCUUUUUUAUGGGCUUAGAUUGUGAGCUCUUUGGGGCAAGGACUUAUGUACCAUACAAGAGAUGUGCUCUCUAUAUUGCAAGUGUAAAUUUAGACUAGUAAAUAGUAUGGAGUGUGACUCAUGUACCCAGCUAGGAUGGAUGGACAGCAGCAUGCGUUUCUGAAACACCUGCAAGAUGUGUUUCUUUGGACUUUGUGGUUGGAGGAGUGUCUCUCUGUCUCACUUGAUUUGCAUUUCCUUUGUUUCUCCUACUAAUGUGCCUCUUUCUUCAUUCCACCUGCUUUGGAGUUGUUUUUCUCUCUCCCUUCAUUGCCUACCUUUGGACUGCAGAGAAGAUUUCCAAACUGCAAAGGUAAAAAGCUGGAAAGACACUUUCUUUGAACAGUAUUUUAAGUCUAUCCAAUGUAAGCUAGUAUUUUCAAUUUUUUUUUUGUACUUCAUGCCCCUCAUUUUACUUGCAAUUGUAUAGUACAUGAACUAGAGGAUCUCUUAUUACUGAAAAUGUCUUGUGGGAUAAAAAAAGUUGAGGUUAUAAAAACUUAAAACUAAAGAAAAUAAACCUACGGCAUUGUUUCCUGUG
Phalacrocorax carbo (great cormorant) is the source of this 6014-nucleotide messenger RNA. The record is from RefSeq and is a predicted model, not a curated record. NCBI's taxonomy places the organism in Eukaryota, Metazoa, Chordata, Aves, Suliformes, Phalacrocoracidae.